AUGGCAACACGGAAGAAUCAAAGCGGGAAAGAGCCGAUCUCAUCAUGGGUUUAUUGUGAUGAUGAUGACGAUAGUGAUACUAGUGAUACUGAAGAUACUAGUAAGCGUAAGGUUCGUGCGCGUUAUCUGACCAUGAGUCGUCGGAAGAAAAAAGAGGAAAAAGAGUUAAAGAAGCGAAUGAAAAUGACUCAGGUCAAUAUGGAUGGUGUACCGUUUCAGACCCGGUCUAGUCAACCGAUUUAUGUACCCAAGUAUUCUCAAGACGACCUGGAAGAGGAGGAUGAGGAUGAGGAGGAUGAGGAGAAUGAGUUUGAUGAGGAUGAUGUGCAGGACAGUGUUAGGAUGGGUGCGCAUCACAGAGAUACGCCUAUGUACAAUCUUAGUAGUUACCCUCCUCUCCGGUACUCCAGUUGUCCACGGCCUGAUCCUGGCGGUUUACCCUCUCCCCCUACCCCUAUCCCUUCUCCUAUGAGUGGUGAAUGGCGCAGUCCACAUUAUAGUCCCUCUUUCCCGCGUCCCGGUCAAUUCUCACAGGGUAUAUCCACCGGUAGUCGGCCUCGUCCCUCCCACCCCACUCAGGCAUCUCCCCCCCUCCCCACAUUGAUCCCAUGCCCCCUCGCGGAGGCCCCGUCUCCGCUGGAGUAUCUACACGUCCUCUCCCUCUCAUUGAUCACGUGUGCCCUAGCCGAGGUCCCCGAUCCACUGGAGUAUCUACACGUCCAGUUACUACUACUGCAUCAUCAGUGGAUGAAUGAAUUGAGGAAAAUCACAAUGGACCUGAUUAAAAAGGUCAAAGUGUUCGAUCGCGAGUUAGCUGACGAAUAUGAUGAGAAGCUGCAGGAUACGAUGAUCUCUUAUUACAAAAACAAGGCCCCAUAA
This is a messenger RNA of Oldenlandia corymbosa var. corymbosa, 879 nucleotides long. NCBI's taxonomy places the organism in Eukaryota, Viridiplantae, Streptophyta, Magnoliopsida, Gentianales, Rubiaceae. The record is from the annotation of a GenBank genome assembly.